UCCCCAAUGUACCUGCCCCAUUCCAUUAAUUUGAGGUUAUCAGUUCCUUCACCUAUCUCAUUCCCCUCCCCCAUUCCCUUCACCUCAUCAUCCAUACUACCCCUCCCUCCUGUCUAAUCCUAACACCCAGGCCUUGCCUGAGCCAUCAACCUUGUCCCUUCCUCUGCCUCCUGUGCCCAAGACACAGCCUCAUCCAUAAGUCAGUCAGCCGGUGCGUGCGCUAUAACUACAUAUAACUACAUAUCCGAAUGUACACAGCUGAACUGACCCAUCAUUCACAUUCAGCCCCGGGAGGAACAUCCCAGAGCGCGGCACCGGAUUCCCUCACUUCCGGGGGCGCGCUUUCUGCGGACCGAUGUGACGUCCCUGGCGGGCCCGCGCACGCACCGCCCCCUCUGCGUCUGACUGAGGAGACGUGAUCGAGCCGAACCGAGCGGGACCGGGGAGAGGUGAGAGCACCGGGAGGCUGAUGUGCAGGCAGGCGAGGUGAAAUAAGAUGGCAGAUCAGCGGCAACGUUCUCUCUCCACCUCUGGGGAAUCACUGUAUCAUGUCUUAGGACUGGACAAGAAUGCUACCUCAGAUGAUAUUAAAAGAUGUUACCGGAAGCUAGCAUUGAAAUACCACCCAGAUAAGAACCCAGAUAAUCCAGAGGCGUCUGAGAAAUUCAAGGAGAUCAAUAAUGCGCACGGUAUCCUGACAGAUGCCACAAAGAGAAACAUCUACGACAAGUACGGGUCACUCGGCCUCUAUGUGGCGGAGCAGUUUGGGGAGGAGAAUGUUAACACAUACUUUGUUCUGUCCAGCUGGUGGGCAAAGGCACUGUUUAUGUUCUGUGGACUGAUCACUGGAUGUUACUGCUGCUGUUGUCUCUGCUGUUGCUGUAAUUGCUGCUGCGGGAAGUGUAAACCGCGACCCCACGAAGGGGAGGAGACUGAUUUCUACGUAUCCCCUGAGGACUUGGAGGCACAGUUGCAAUCUGAUGAAAGGGAUGCUGCUGAUAUCCCAGUGUUGGUACAACCUAGCUCAGCCACGGAGACCACACAACUUACCAGCGACUCCCAUGCCAGCUACAACACUGAUGCAUUCAACUGAGUGUGUACAGGACCCCCAGGUCACUAGGAUUAGAGAAGAGGGGGAGAACUGAUCUGAUCCUACAGCCCUCUGUGUAAAACAUGCCCCUGACCCCACAUCUGACCAGCUUUUAUCUUGUCCCCUCAGUGCGGUGAUUGAACAUCCGGGGAGACCGGCGCAUGCUCACCACUCUCCUUCCCAACAUGAUCCUCUUCCCUCCUUUCAUGAUCAAAUAUUUUUAAUUUAUUUUUAUUUUGUUUAUGUCUAGUUUUUAAUGGGUAUAUUUUUGUAUGGGGACCUGUUACUUCUGCACCCCUCCCUUUUUCUCCCUUCAUGUUACCUUAUGUCAUGGAGCCAAGCCCUCCAUUGUUCUCUCCUAACAUCUUUAGGAGGAGUGUGUAUGUUAUGUUCCAGAUCAGUGUGACAAAGGCAACAAGUGGUUCUGUAGUUUCGGAUCACUUCCUGGGUUUUUGGUGAUUAUUUUGUUUUUGUUUUUUUCCCUCUGUCUGGAUUCUCUCCCCUCAAGGUGAAUUUUAAUCAUGAAUGUGUCACAUUGUAGUGCGAGUGCUUGUGAUGAGUGUGUGCUUGCAGAGGACUGUUUGGUUGUAUGCGAGGGACGCUGCCUGAUCUGCUGCUAGCUCCUGGCGCAUUGUAUGGAGGAAUACGGUUGUGCUGCUGUGUACUCUGCAUUGCUGGGAACAAUUCUUUACGUGACAAGGGAAGUGACUCGAUUUUCAAAGUUAUCUUAGAAAAAGUUUCACUUCUGUCAAAAACAAAAAAAUUUAAGUUUUUUUUUUUUCAGGCUAAUUUAAACCAAUAGUACAGACCUUGCUGGGUGAUAAAUCACUUAAAAAUCGCUGAAACUGCACUUUAAUAAAAUGUAGGUGUACUGUAUUUUACCUCCUCUAGUUGGUGCUGUAUGCAAUGUCUCGUAACACCACAGUAACUUUGCUUUAUCACAUUUCCUUUCUUUUACCAAUAGCUAUUAAAUCUCCUCUGAGCAAUGUAUGUAAUCUUGUUUGCAACCCUGAGACUGAACCUGAAAUAUGGAUGUUGUAUUAUUGUAUCUCUGGCUGUAGGAAUUAAAAGCUAAUGUCACCCAAAAUGGAAAUUCUAGACGUUAAACAAAAAUAUAUAAUAUUACCUUUGUUCUGUUGAUCUGCUCUAUCCUGCCACAACCAACUGAGGCUGUCGCUCCUUUCUGUAUGCUAAUAGACUGACUAGGCAGGAACUUAGGAGCGCAUCCCAUAUCUGGCGGACACAGUGGGGGGUGGGGGUGGUCUUUCUCAGUCUUAUAGUCGGUGUGCUGCUCAUAGACAACCAGCAGAAGGGGGAACUGUUCCCCUCUCCGUGUAAGACUGAUCGGGUGGAUCACUGGAACACAUGUCGGUUAUAUAUAAUAUUGGCGGUAAUCAGUUCUUUCCACACCCGUUUUGUUUCUGCUGACGGGUGUGGUAUCAUCAUUUCAGCUCGCUACCCUCUGGAUAGCGAGGUGUCCAAAACUUUACGCAGCUAAACCUGAUUGCUAUGGGCGCAAAAUGCACGAUAACUGGGAUCACUUUAAAAAGGAGAUUGGGCGUGAUAUAUCAUUUGAAUACCGCCCUCUUUGUUUGUGUUAAACUUCUAGAAUGCCACCUAGUAACUGAAUCUACAGAUUUGUUUGUAUUUAUCCUAUAAGAGUGAGGUAGUGGUGUCCUCUACAUUUCCUCAGCAGUGGUUUUAGUUAGUGAUGCAUUGGAUCUAGUUAGCACUGGUGGAAGCUGUGAUGGAAAGAUUUUCUAUGUCUUCACAGCUCUUAGCCGCUACUAAUUGCAGGGGGCCUGGUUCAGUGACUGUAUACUCCGCUCUGCAUAUUGCUGGCAAAGUAGCCAGUGCCAUAUUUAUUUGUAUAUAAAGUCAGUAGUACUCUACAGCACUGUAUUUAUCUGUAUAUAGUGUCACUAGUGUACACAGCACUGUAUCUAGUGCGGAGAGUGUAUUUGUCACUAUGCCAAAGAUAUGCGAGUGUCCAUCCAGCCCCGCGGCUUGUCAGAUGUCCUAGUACUCCAAAUGCAGUAUCAAUCUUGUAAUCCUGACACUCCACCCGAUAGCCUCAUCUAGUCGCUCUAAUCCUCCUCAUCCUAUAUUAAGGGAGCAAUCCAAGGUACCCUGUUUCUGCUAAAGUGCCCAUCCACAUGUAACAAAAAAAAGAUAACCUGGCUGAUAGGGCAUGGUUUUAGUUUUCCCCACGCCACUGGUAUGUCCGCUUACCUAGAAAUAGUAGGCUCCACACGAGCGUUCAGAAUGACACAAAAUCACCCUGCUUACACUGCCAGCUUAACUUUGAACCCAACUUAGGCUGAACAUACUGUAUAAUAGGUGCGGCGAAGUGCCUGUGUACAUGGGGCCCUAUUGCCUCUGAGCGGCAUAUGUGCCCCAUGUGUGUGGGUGUUGUGUGCUUUAGUCACAGUGAAUAGUAAAUACUGUAUAAGGGGUGACCAUUCAAUCUCAGAUUGUCAUAAGGCCCUAGCAGUGCCGAGCUUGAGCAUCCUCUCUCCAGUAGAUUUAUGUGGAAAUUUCUGUUUAAAGUGUAUCUGUCUUGUUUAAUAUCAGUUUGGAUGAACAAGGAGACUAUGAAUUUCUGUCAGUGAUCUUAAUUGCAAUUUUAUGUAACGCCUUCUCCCUGCUCAUGGUUUUUGUUGUGUGUUUUUUUUUUGUUUUUUUUUCAAAUUUAAGGCUGGCGUUAUGUCUGUCACAAAGUGGCGCCGCUGUCCAAAAAUCCCAUUUGGCCUGUCUUCAUUGUACCUCCCCUCACCUGCUGCUGCCAUUCUUUAAAGAAAUUGUAUGCUAGAGAUAGGCAACCUAGAGCGUACUGGAACUUGUAGUUCCACAGAUGCCAAACAGCCAUACAUUACCUAAGCCAAAUUUUAUGCUAUAUAUGUCUGCUACACCCUUACACCUCAAAUGACCACUAAACUUUUACAUGGUUAUACUCAAGGUGAUGCAGUAAUCAUGUGGACAUAUCACUUCUGUACUCAGAAUACUCCGUCAGUAAUCCUACUGAAAGACAAUUAUGACGUCCUAUAGCACCCCAAAUAUGUACAGGGUGUGCUUUUUACAUUUACAGUAUCUGGGUUGAUUGCUGUAAGAUCUAGAUGUAACUGUUAGAACACAAAUGUAAAAGAGUCUGCCUAUCAAACCCUUUAAUGUAUUUACAUGUGUCUUAUUAGAAUGGGUCAGUAAACCCUGUAAAAAAAAUAAAAUAUCAGUGUAGAAUAAUGACUUUACUAUAAGGGGGUACAGUAUGUUUUAUUUUUUUUCUCAUUGGUUUUUGAAUGUGUUCCCCCCCCCCCAUUAUCUGUAACCUGUCUAAAUAACCUAGAUUUACCAUUUAUAUUUCUUAAAAUGUGUGAGGAGCGUCUUAUGUGUAGACCUGCAGAAUUCUCUUAAGAAGCCAAACUGAUAUUUUUCAUACUAGAUCCACCACUGUUCUGCUGUACUUAUUGAAUGUUCCCUUACCCUUGUUUUUACUGCUUCCGUUACGGAGUCACUACGACACUAAGUUUUCCGCUGUCCGUGGCCUGCCAGGAGUAAAACGUUGCAAGCGUCAGCGCCCACGCAUCUGUGUGUUUGGCUAUCUGGGGGAUGGGGUCGGGGUGACACUGAGGUCCCUCUGAACAUUUGCAGAGGAGAAAAUCAUGUUUUGUUUGUAGCAUGUCAUUAUGUAUGUUUGAAUUACCUAACGUGAAACAAAGCAAGAAGGAUGUUAAGUUAUCUGAACCACUACUGUAAAAUAAAUGUUUCUGUGCAGGAACCUCA
Molecule: messenger RNA, 4870 nt
Organism: Pseudophryne corroboree (corroboree frog)
Lineage: Eukaryota; Metazoa; Chordata; Amphibia; Anura; Myobatrachidae
Gene: DNAJC5
Product: DnaJ heat shock protein family (Hsp40) member C5
Exons: 5
Coding region: 497-1093 (198 amino acids)
Biological process (GO): regulation of synaptic vesicle cycle
Cellular component (GO): presynapse; intracellular membrane-bounded organelle; membrane
Source: RefSeq, a predicted model, not a curated record